GAAGAAGAGUUAUUGACGGAGGGCUUAGGCUUAUACAUGUGUAAUGUGCAGUAGUUAAAGAUUGCAGUGACAUUUAAAAUGGCUGUCUCUGUCUGGGCAGAUAAAGUACAGAUGCUGCUCCGUCGCAUGAACAACUUUUAUUCGGCAGAUUCCUGCCGCACUGUAUGUUCGAGGUUCGAGAUCAACGGUGUGCAUGUCGGCUGGAUCCCACCUCACGUGACUACUCUGUUGGCACGGUAUCCAGAUGUGUUCAGUCCGCCGCACGGUGGCGCUGUGUCCCUGCGUCCCAGUCUGGAUUCAUACGAGAGGAGGUCUGAGGCUGUGGACGCUGUCCUGCAGACCUUAAGACAGGAGGAGGAGUCUCUGAGCUGUCUCAGAGGAUGGAGGGAUGAGAAAUACAGUGUGAUGCCAAAAUUCUCCGAUCCUCCCUUAAUGUGGAUGGAAAGAGCGGCAACAAGUCUUUUUGGAGUGAAACGGUACGGAACCCAUAUCAACGGUUACACGGUCAGUGACAGUGGGGAAGUCAGCAUGUGGCUGGCACGACGCUCCCCCACUAAGCAGACAUACCCUGGACUAUUGGACAAUUUGGCAGCAGGUGGUUUGUCUGCAGAUGUGGGCGUCAAACACACAAUGGUGAAAGAGUGUCAGGAGGAAGCGUGUAUCCCAGCCGCCAUUGCCGAGAAGGCUCGUCCUGUGAGCACAGUAAGCUACACGUACGAGGACGAAGAGGGCGUUUUCCCAGAGUGUCAGUUUGUGUUUGACUUGGAGCUUCCUCGCGACUUCAAGCCCCGAAUCGGGGACGGAGAGGUGCAAGACUUCUACCUCCUGCCCAUUGAUAAGGUGAAAGAACUGCUGGCCACCGAUGACUUCAAACCCAACUGUGCCAUGGUCGUCUUAGACUUCCUCAUUAGACAUUCCUUUAUUGAGCCUGACACAGAGCCAUGCUAUCAGGAAUUUGUGGCAGGACUCCAUCAGGCAUUAUAGAGAGACAUCCAUACUACUGUUUUUGUUGUGACCUAGAAACACAUUGAAAAGUUGGAGCCAAUCCCAGCUGACAUAGGGUGAAAGGCGGCUCACACCCUGGACAGGUCACCAGUCCAUUGCAGGGCAAACACACAGAGAGACAAACCACCAUUCACUCUCACAUUCACACCUACAGUCAAUUCAGAGUGUCUGCAUGUUUUUGGACUGUGGGAGGAAACCGGAGAACCCGGGGAAAGUCCACACACUUACGGAGAGAGACAGGGAUUUAAACCGGUGACCUCACUGUGAGGCAGCAUUGCAAGUCUCUGUACACUGUUGUGUCCAUACGGACAGACUGUAAAAAGUUAAUAAAAAUCAGCAACACCA
Solea solea (common sole) is the source of this 1350-nucleotide messenger RNA. It is a transcript of the gene tpk2, whose product is annotated as thiamin pyrophosphokinase 2. The transcript has 8 exons. NCBI's taxonomy places the organism in Eukaryota, Metazoa, Chordata, Actinopteri, Pleuronectiformes, Soleidae. Gene Ontology annotation, molecular function: 8-oxo-dGDP phosphatase activity. The record is from RefSeq and is a predicted model, not a curated record. The coding region runs from base 79 to 984 and encodes 301 amino acids.